AUGAACGCUAUUGUUGCUUUGAUCUCUGCUGUCAGCGUCUUCGCUGUCUCUGCUCUUCACCUUGACUUCACUGGUGAUUUGGCUGCCCAUGGUGCCGUCGUCAAGGGUGUCCACCAUGGUGCCCAUGUUGCUCACUUUGUCGCCGGUGGUGAGGAUGUCGAGGGCUUCAAGUGCGGUGCUCACUUCUCCUGGGUUGCUCCAGCUGGCAAGGCCGUCAAGGAAGUUUUGGCUUUCUCUCACUGCAAGAAAGGUGGUCUUGUUUUGUUCCAUCUUACCUUCACUGAUGGCGCUGAGGCCUUCUUCCAUGUCGUUGGCGGUGUUGCUAAGGAGCUUGCUCACCGUGUCUGGUUGGCUAAGCUCGCCAAGGGUGUCUGCAAGCAUGCUCCAGCUCUUGCUGGCUUGCCACAUCAUGCUCUUUUGGCUGAUUUGGCUCAUGUCUUGGCCUAAGAGUCUUGAAAGAUUUAGUUUUUAGUAAUGUCAUCAUUACUCAGUUUGUUUUCAAACGCUUAAAUUUCACUGUAAUGGUUACAGUUGUGUAAUGUGAUUAUUAUCU
Molecule: messenger RNA, 553 nt
Organism: Theileria equi strain WA
Lineage: Eukaryota; Apicomplexa; Aconoidasida; Piroplasmida; Theileriidae
Product: signal peptide containing protein
Exons: 1
Coding region: 1-447 (148 amino acids)
Source: RefSeq, a predicted model, not a curated record